Camelina sativa (false flax) is the source of this 1995-nucleotide messenger RNA. NCBI's taxonomy places the organism in Eukaryota, Viridiplantae, Streptophyta, Magnoliopsida, Brassicales, Brassicaceae. The record is from RefSeq and is a predicted model, not a curated record.
AUGUCUCCUCCGAAAUCUUCGUCGGGUAAAGCUGCGAAACCCUUGAUUCCGGGAGUUUAUGGCCCUCAUCAGCCGUCAAACCUCUCAGCAGAGAACCUAGCUGAGGUUAGGGGGUCCACCGGGAUUCCGCCGGAGGUCGAAAUCAGGUUCCAGGAGGCUCACGAGUCCCCGGAGAACCCUCCUCCGGGGUACUGCUGUGCGUUCGAGAUAUUCUUCUCCGCGUGUGGUUUGUCGUUUCCCCUUCCUGAACUCAUCGUGAAGAUGAUGUUCGAACUGGGCUUCACUCUUCCCCAAAUGUGCCCGAACUUUGUUCGGACUGUUAUGUGCCUUCAAACUCUGGGGGAGGAGUUUGACUACCAGCUGUCGCUGGCGGACUUCCUCCAGGUGUACACAGUGAAGACAGGUCGUACCAAGGGUACACUCUACGUGAGCCCGCUUUCCGGACUGAAGGUCUUUGAUGACCUGCCCGAGAAGGACGAGAAAUGGCGGAAGUCCUACUUUUUCUUCCCGGUCAACGAGUUCACUUUCAGCCACCGCACGAGCUCAUACAUCACUUCGAGCGCGGACUGCUUUGCCCCACAUUCGCAGAGUUCUUCUCAAGAUUCUGCAGCCAAGGUCAGAUCGCUUGGGAUUCUUUCUCCUGCGAAAGGAUCAGGGCGUCCACGGGAAGAAAGGGCGUGCCGAAUUGCCGAAAAAGAGGCGAAGAAGCAGAUGGCAGCGGCCCUUGCCGAAGGCAAAGCUCGCAUCCCUAACAAGAAUUCCUCCAGCUCCUUCGUUCCCGAGGUGAGCGGGGCUUCCGCACUUCCAACUGGCUCUUCCGAGCUCGGUAUGGAAUCUACGAGGGCUCCUGCUGGUCCGCUGGCACCUCCCGUGAUUGUCAUCGCUGACUCUGCCGACGAGCCACGGGAGGUCGCGACCCCCCCAGUGAUGAAGAAGACCUCUGCUGAGGUCACUUCUCAGCAAGCUGACUCAUCGAAAAAGAGGAAGGAACCCAAGACUUCCUCCUCUUCGCGUGAGAGGAGCCGAGCCCGGACUGGCUCAUUAGGGGACGAGCGAAGUAAAUCUAGUUCGAGAGAUAGGGGUCUCUCCUCGGAGAGGAGAUCUACAGAGGCCCCACCGCCUAAAGAGUCCGGGGACUCCUCUGGAAGAAACCCUCUGAAGGAACAACGUCCUUUCGCCCGAGCCCCUCCUGCGUCCCCAGCUGAUCUAAUGAGGAGCUACAUUCGGCCCGGAGUUCGGAUUCCAGCGUUUGCUUAUAUGACCGAGGUCAACCGUGCGAACUUCUUCGGCUUUGCGGACAAAAUCGGCGAGCUAAUGAUCGAGUUUAACUCCUCGGUGGCUUCCUACGAGGAUCAACUGUUCGCCUCCCCUUCAUCUUUUGAGGUGAACCUUCUUCAAGAGAGGAUCGCUGACCUGGAAGCUCAGGUAAAAGAGUACGCCAGGCUGGAGGCUAAGAAUGCUAGCACCGUAGCAAAAGCCGAACAAAUCCGAGCUCGGAUGAAGAAGGCUGAAAUAGAGGUGCUCGACCUUGGGGUUGCUAACAAGGACCUCCGAGGCAAACUGAAGAAGGCGGGGGACCUUUACUUCGAAGCGGCGGAGGACGCGAAGGCAGCCAAAAACAGGUUGCACAAGAUCGAGCUCUGCAAUCAGCUACCCCAAGCUGGCAACAGCUGCGAGAUUGAGAGGGUGCGAAGGGAGGAGAGGCAGGAAAUGAGGCGGACUCUCCGUCCUUUGGUCGAGGAGGUGAGGGUCACCUUCGAAGAGAGGGAGAAGCUAGCUCCAAUCCAGAUCCGAGCUGCUGAGAUUAGGGCUAACCGGAUGCUGAUCGAGGAGAUCUCCAGGGGAGAGAUCCAAGACAUGGAAGCCGAGCUCGGACUCCUAAAAGCUGACGAGGAGGAGGCAGACGAAAAGGUUUCGAAGGUAACUCCCCGUGACCUCGACCUCUCAGUAUUCUCAGACCUUUUGGCGGAUACGCCCGAUCUCUUGUGCAGCUAG